Sitophilus oryzae (rice weevil) is the source of this 943-nucleotide messenger RNA. RefSeq names its product glucose dehydrogenase [FAD, quinone]-like. The transcript has 4 exons. Gene Ontology annotation, molecular function: flavin adenine dinucleotide binding; oxidoreductase activity, acting on CH-OH group of donors. The annotation marks the transcript as partial. The record is from RefSeq and is a predicted model, not a curated record. Lineage: Eukaryota; Metazoa; Arthropoda; Insecta; Coleoptera; Curculionidae.
CCCCCUUCAUCCUUUUUCCUAUUUCCAGCCGGCGGAGUUAAUUCGGCUCAAGUGCUUCUGCUCUCCGGAAUCGGCCCGGAAAAGCAUUUGAGGGAGGUAAACGUACCGUUGGUUAAAAACCUGCCUGUGGGAGAGUAUUUGCAAGACCAUGUCAUGUUUAUCGGCUUGGUAAUCAGGAUCAACGGUACUUUUUACAAUGACACUUUACGAGAACUUUUAAUGAGGUAUAGAAGAAAUCAGCGACCAUUAAUUUCAUUAUUCGAAAGUAUUGCUUUUACAAAUAUCGACAAAGAUACUAAACAACGACCGGAUAUAGAAUAUCUUGUGACAGUUCCGCAAAAUCUAACAGACAGGGCUUCAAUGUACCGCAGCCUUAACGAUGAAUACUUGGCUGCUAUUAAAAUCAACACUACCAGUGACCUGAUACUGUUCACGAUGUUGAUGCAUCCGAAAUCACGUGGUUCGGUAAAACUUCAAUCCAACAGUCCCUUGGAUGUGCCCUUGAUCGAUCCUAACUACUUGGCUGAAGAAGAGGACAUCGAAAAGUUGUACCAGGCAGUGAAAUUUAUUGUGAACUUGAACAAUACCGAAGCAUUUAGAAAGCACGGGGCACAUGUGGUGGCAUUUGACUAUCCAAAUUGUGAAACAUAUAAGAAAUUUAGUAAGGGUUGGUGGCAGUGUGCUAUAAGACAUAUGAGUAAUACGAUCUAUCAUCCGGCAUCUACAGCCAGAAUGGGAUCAGAUCCAUCAGUAUCAGUGAUAAACACCAAUCUACAAGUUCAUGGUGUUGCCAAAUUGAGAGUUGUUUGCAGUAGUUCGAUGCCCGAGUUGAAUUCUGGACAUCCUUCAGCACCUGUAGUCAUGAUAGCUGAGAAAGCCUCAGAUAUCAUUAAAAAGUAUUACGGAAAACUGUGAUAAAUAAAUAUUAUGUUUAUUUAAGUUA